CUACUGACACAAACACACCCUUAAGUGGAAAUUAGCUGUGCGGUACUCUAAACUGCUGCGCGGUACUCAAAACUGCUGCGCGGCGUCUGUGAGAUUAGUGCGCGGCCACGCAGCCGCCCAGCUUAAAGGGAACAUUGAUGGCUAGAUACUUAUAAAAAUUAUCAUUUGAUUGACUGUGAAAUGUACUCGUGAAGGGUGAAUCGUUGGCAGUAGUCUCCCAGUUUCUCUGGAUUCAGACAUAACGUUGGCGCGUGUUUUGGUUUGUACGAGUGGCGGAGUCAUCAAGGAGUUCUUCGGCCAAUAGGUUCAUGUUUAUUUGGAUGCUGGCUGUUUUAGGGUGGACGCGGUGAUCAUAAGCACCGUGUCACCUUACUAAACACGUAUUUCUUUUUGUUUUGUUCAACUGAACAGAAAUGGCGCUGACCCGGCCAGAACGACUUGCCGCCUUCCGUAAGAUGGCUGAGAUUGGACUUGUGGUAAAAGUAGUCCUAGUCAUGACGUCGCUGCAACCAGUGCAAAACGUGGACAUUGAUGCUGUCUCUUUUCAGUGAGAAAUAUAUCUAUUUUUUAAAACAUUUUUUUUUCUUAAAAAUAUACAAAACCCCGUAGUUCAGCCCUUAUAGGACGCCAAUGGUUACUAAUUGUAUGCAUGUCAUUGUCCUUUAACCAAACCUUAAGUCACAUUAAGUCCAACUCCAGACAUUGUCACGUCACCAGUCUGUUCCCACUUCUCCUUUUGCACGUUCUCCAAUUCUUGUUCUUCAUGUCAGCACUAAACUCAUCUUUGUUUUCCUCUCUCUCCCUUUCUCUUUCUCUCUCUCUCUCUCUCUCUCUCUCUCUCUCUCUCUCUCUCUCUCUCUCUCUCUCUCCCUCUCUCUCUCUCUCCCCCUCUCUUUCUCUCUCUCUCUCUCUCUCUCUCUCUCUCUAAUCCGCCCACCUAUCCAUCCCUUUUAUCCGCCCACCUAUCCAUCCCUUUUAUCCGCCCACCUAUCCAUCCCUUUUAUCCGCCCACCUAUCCAUCCCUUUUAUCCGCCCACCUAUCCAUCCCUUUCUCUCACUCUCACCCAAUCUUUCUCUCUUUCUAUCUCUCUUUCUAUCUCUCUCUUUUUCUCUCUUUUUCUCUCUCUUCCAUCUCUCCCUCCCCUUCUCCCCCUCGCUCUCUCUCUCCCUCUCUCUUUCUUUCUCUCUCUCCCUCCCCUAUCUCUCUCUGACUCUCUCUUUUUUCUCUUUCUCUCUCUCUCUCUCUUUCUUUCUCUCCCCCCUCCCCUUCACCCCUGGGCCAUAUUUAUAACGAUAUCGUCUGUUUCCUCACGUCGUCCAGACUUCCGUCACCACCAUUACUAGCGGGGAGCCUGGAAACCAACAACUUCCUUCUGGAUGCUGAGCGAGUUCACGAGGGCAUUGUGGGAUCGCCCAGCAGUUACGUCUUCUAUAGAGGUGAGUGGUAAACACUGGCUUUAUAACGUCUUCUAUGGAGGUGAGUAGUAAACACUGGCUUUAUAACGUCUUCUAUAGAGGUGAGUGGUAAACACUGGCCAUAUAACGUCUUCUAUACAGGUGAGUGGUAAACACUGGCUUUAUAACGUCUUCUUUGGAGAUGAGUGGUAAACACUGGCUUUAUAACGUCUUCUAUAGAGGUGAGUGGUAAACAAUGGCUUUAUGUCUUCCAUGGAGGUAAGUGGUAAACACUGGCUUUAUAACGUCUUCCAUGGAUGUGAGUGGUAAACACUUGCUGUAUACAUAGAGUUCACCAUUGAGAGUAUGUCCGUGAGUUUCAUCUCUAUAUAACCUAUACGAACGGAUGGUUCAUCAUGUUAUUCGGGUAAUAAACUUAUUUUUUUAAAAAGUACAGCGUUCAAUUUAACACGGGUAAUUACGUGUAUAUCAGUAAGUAAAUCGUGUAGAAAAAGAAGUCGGCAACCUACGGCACGCGUGCCAGAGGUAACACGCAUAGCUAUUUUCAGUGACCAAAAAAACAUUGUAACUAGUAUAUUAUAUACGUCCUAAAUGGUAAACUAAUUUUGUUUCGCACGUCGAAUGAAUUAGAAUUCUUAGGUACGCUAAUAACAAAAUAUUUUCGACCCAUGGUCUAGAAUCUAGAAUAUCCCACGGUCAGUGGACUGAGAAAUAUGAUUGGUUGAGAAUGCAAGGACCGAAAGUCGCCAAGCUUUAACACGUGGGAAAAUUAUAUAUAGAUAUAUUUUUUUACCAAUUAAAAUAUAUACAUGCCAAGUCACAGUGAGCUUUAUAGAGUAGAUGUCUUUCUAACAAAUGACGAAUACUAUCGUUUAUACAAAAUGGUGGCUUCCCUUUGUACCAAUCGGAAAGUGUCUGGUCAAUUUAAAAAUCCAACCUAUUAGAAGCCCCCUUAUCUUUUCUCUUGUUGUACCUGGCUGAAAGAGCAUCGACGGACAGAGCACUUCCCGAACAGCUCGGAUUUACAGAUGAGAGUUAAACAAUGAAGCUGUCUGUGGGGGAAAAAAACAACAACCUGGAGUUCGUCAGGGGAAACGCUGAGGUCGGCUCCACUGCCAUCUGCUUCCCAUGUGUUCAGUUCUAGUUUCGUUUCGGUGUGAUGCGUCCGCGUUUCAAACCACCCCAACGAAUGUAUCUCCUUAUGAAAGAGCACUCAAUUUGAUGUUUUGGGUCCCACAGAUGACAUCUUCGCCGUGACCGCGGGGGGCCUGGUGGUCAACGUAGCCCCGUGCAGACCGGUGACCAUAGCCGCGCUGUCUCCCAGGGGAUGCCGUGAGUAUUCGAUCUUUGCCUGUCCGGACAAAGAAGACCUCUAUUCAUUAUAGGCUUAUUAUAAUAUACAAUACACAUACUUUUUAAAAAUAAAGUUUGUAUUCGUCUUGUCAAUUGUAUACAACAUGUUACGUAUCCUUAAAUGUUUCAAUAUUACAACAACGAUAUCAAAUCAACGAGUGUAUAUACAUUGGGAGUCUAAAUUAUUUAGGUUAUUUGGAGGCGUCAUAGCGCGUGGUAGAAAGUAGAAAUGUUUGGAUUCUAAAGUGUGUUGUUUACUUAAUAUCUCAGGCUCAUAAUUCCUGCCUAAUUUAAUCAAGUAUGGGUUGACCUUAACUUCAGUGGACCUAGGGUAUCCUAGCACGGGAGUUUACUGGCAUAACAUUUGAUUACACCAACAUAGCAUUUGAAUACACCAACAUAGCAUUUGAUUACGCCAACAUAAAUUUCGAUUACGCCAACACAACAUUUGAUUACACCAACAUAGCAUUUGAUUACGUCAACAUAACUUUCGAUUACGCCAACACAACAUUUGAUUACACCAACACAACAUUUGGAAAUACCAACAUAACAUUUGAUUACGCCAACAUAAUAUUUGAAUACACCAACAUAACAUUUGAUUACACCAACAUAACAUUUGAUAACACCAACAUAAAAUUUAUUUACAACAAUAAAGCUUUUUUAAGAAUAUGAGCAUAAAUAUGUGUAUUAACUUAUUUCAUUCGUAUUUUUUUCCUGUGUCUAUCUUCAAGGCACCGUGAAGGAAUGUGGCCAUCUGAUAAGUAUCCGUCUCAACUCGGACAAUUUGCUUGUUGUGUUGGACGCCUACAGGGGUUUAUUUGAGGUGCACCCUGUCACAGGUACCUUUGUUCCUCCCACCCUGUCACAGGUACAUUUGUUCUUCCCACCUUGUUACAGGUACAUUUGUUCUUCCCACCCUGUCACAUUUGUUCUCCCAUCUUGUCGCAGAUACAUUUGUUCUUCCCAUCUUGUCAUAGGUACAUUUGUUCUAUCCACACUGUCACGGGUAAUGUGCACUGUUCAACCCUAGUGAAACACAUAGACAUACAUUGCUAAACACUAACUGUCACCAGUAGCUUUUUAUAUCUAUCCUUAUACGGUUGGUUUUAUUUUUUAAUCUACUUGUUAAAUUUUUGUUAGCUAAUUUUUUUUUCAUAUUUCUGGAAUUAUUAUCGAUACACACCCGAUUAAUAUUUUUUUAAUGUAUUACCCGAACAGCGCUUCUGAAAAAUCGUAAAUACCCGACAGUAAUAAAAAAAUAAAUAUAGAUCUAUCACAUAUUACAAUUCUCUAAGUAUAUAUGUCUGGCUGUAACGUUGUGUUAAAUAAGCGCGCAAAACGAAAUUUCCAGAAAUUAGCACUAAUUGGGAAUCUUAUAAAUUUGCGUUACUUGAAUGCCUGUUUUUUUUUUUUUGUAUUAACUUGAGUGGAUGGGAAGAUUACGCACUUCCACUGCCAUAGUUGGCGCUUUUUAAAUUAUUUUUUUACAUUUUAGAACAAUUUAAACCAACUUGGUAAAGACACCACGAAAUGGUGUUAGGUGUUGUUUUCAAUGUGAUGCUGGUGAUAUCUCACACAGGCGUGGCACGCCACCUGUACAACUCCAACACGCUGGUCAACGGCAGGGCCAGCGUUUAUCUCAACGACAUGGUGUUAAUGCAGGAUGGUACCAUCAUCGUCAGCGACUCGAGUCCAACGUUCGACUUCGCUAAUGAAUUUUGGAUACGGUUUGAAGGCAGGCCGGACGGAAGGUUUGUAGAUUUUUCUUAAAAUUAUACAUCUGGUUUAUUGACCCACCAACCCCCUGCCCUACAAACCCAUUAACUAUAUAUCAUCAACCUCCUCCUUCUUACUCCCCCCAUACCUCUCCCCUUAACCCCUCCCCACCAACCCCAUCCCCAACAACCCCAUCCCCAACAACCCAAUCCCAAACAACCCCAUCCCCAACAACCCCAUCCCCAACAACCCCGUCCCCAACAACCCCAUCCCCAACAACCCCAUCCCAAACAACCCCAUCCCCAACAACCCCCUCCCCAACAACCCCGUCCCCAACAACCCCAUCCCAAAACAUCCAUCCCCAACAACCCCGUCCUCAACAACCCCAUCCCGAACAACCCCAUCCCCAACAACCCCGUCCCCAACAACCCCGUCCCCAACAACCCCAUCCCAAACAACCCCAUCCCCAACAACCCAACCCCCAACAACCCCCCUCUCCAACAACUCCCUCUCUCAACAACGUCACUCCGUAAAAACAACGACGCACUAACACCAACACCAACACACAUGCUGGUUCAUUCUCUCACAUUUGUUUUCUCCUCAGACUGUUGGGAUACAACCCUGUCAGUGGUCAAGCCAAAGAGAUCAUGUCUGGCCUGGCCUACCCAACAGGCCUGGAGAUCACAUCUGACAAACAAGCGCUGUUGGUGGCUGAGGCGGGGAGAGCUAGGAUUAUCAGGUACACAUCUCUAUUUUUAGAGUUGUUUUCUGACGAGUAACGUGAGUAGCUGACAACACCGGGUAACACGCCUUCAGAAGGAUGACACCAAAUGGAAAAUAGCAGAUUUGACAGAACGCUUGAGUCGUUCACAUAACAGAUCCGAGUUAAUUACAAGAACAGGGUGUGACGCGACAUGGUGUGGUGCCGCCAGAUCAUGCUGACUCGAAAAACAAUAUGGGGGGAGUUGGGCGGGGGGGGGGGAGAGACGGGAGGUACCCAUGUGUAACUUGGUGACACCAACACUAGUGACACCAAACCUAGUGACACCAACCCUAGUGACACCAACCCUAUUGACAGGCGUUUAUUAUUUUGACACCUGUCAACUUUCAUUUUCGUAAUAUAUUUGGAAUCCUUUGGAGCCCCGGCCUAACAUUAUAGGGCUCCAUCCAUUAAUUAUAGAACUAGGUCGUUCAUAGACAUAGUAUAUAUACUUGUUAAAUGAUAUGUCAUUUUAAUCGCCCCCCGCCCCCCCCCCCCCACAAAAACAUUUUAAAAAAUGAGGCUAGAUAAAUCGGUUACUCCAUGCUGCAGUCUUGAGUCAGCUUAAUUGUUUAUCCGCCAAUUGAUAUAUAUGUGACUGGAACGGUUAUAUAAUGCAUUUGUUAAUGUGAUUAUAACAAUGACUUGCACGAGUCAAAUUUCCCUUGACGAUAUCUUACUGUCACAAUUGUUAUUAUUAUUUUUGUUGUCAAUUUCUCUUCUGUUGUUAGGGUUGAACUGAGCAAAGACAAGUUCUUCCAAAAAUCAAACUUCAACGGGAAUCUUCCCGGCAUGCCUGAGCACAUCAGGAAGUCCAAGCACGGCACUUACUGGGUCGGCCUCACCUACCCGAGAUACCAGGGCGAGGUGUCUGUGAUGGACCAGUAUUCCCACAUGGCGACUUCCCGAAACUACUUGGCCAAGGUAAAGGUCACCAACUUUGCAAUUCAACGGAUUUUAAAAUAUUUUUUUACAAGUUGAGUUACAAUUGAUUUAAUCGCCGAGUUUCAAUCGAGGGUGAUCUGGGGGCCACGACUGAAUACGUUAAUUUAGGGUGUGUGUGUGUUGGGGGGGGGGGUUCUUUCUCAUUCAUCUUCCUUUCUCCGUCCUGGAGGUUAGGUGAAGUAGCAUACACAUUUGAUGAAAUAGCAUACGCAUUCGAUGAAAUAGCAUACACAUUCGAUGAAAUAGCAUACACAUUUGAUGAAAUAGCAUACGCAUUUGAGGAAAUAGCAUACGCAUACGAUGAAAUAGCAUACACAUUUGAUGAAAUAACAUACACAUUUGAUGAAAUAGUUUACACAUUUGAUGAAAUAACAUACACAUUUGAUGAAAAUAACAUGCGUAUUUGAUGAAAUAGUUUACACAUUUGAUGAAAUAACAUGCACAUUUGAUGAAAUAACAUACACAUUUGAUGAAAUAGCAUACACAUUUGAUGAAAUAGCAUACACAUUUGAGGAAAUAGCAUACACAUUCCAUGAAAUAGCAAACACAUUCCAUGAAAUAGCAUACACAUUCCAUGAAAUAGCAUACACAUUUGAAAGACAUCACAUUACUACCCGGUUGUUGCUAUAAAUGUUAAGAAUCGGUUCUUGUUGUUUCUUCCUUCCCUUUUUAUAAUUUCUUUUUAGCAAACCGUUUAUCGGUUUUAGGAAUUCGGUUAUAAAACCAGUUUUAGCUUUCUACAAUGCAUUCCUUGAACUGUUAUUCUCAAAAAGCUCAGAUUGACAUAUUUUUUUUUACAAGAUCCAAACUCCAACAGUUGGAAAACGGUCAACGCAAUCUCAUUUUGAUUAGUGACGGGGGUAGUAGCCCUGAUAACUACGGUACUGAUCAAAGUUAUUAAAAUAAAACAUUUAAAUUCAAUUUCGUUCACAUAAUGUAAUGAAUGCCUAAAGUUUAUCAUGUGAAAUUAAGUAUUUCUUUCAGUGGUGGAACGAGGAAUUUUUUCUUAUAUUUGUGGUGCGCAAAAUCUACGGAUGCCCGGCUCAAUCACUGUCGGGUGGUGUUUAUUGCAUUCUCCCUUACUCCAUUGCAGCGGCGAACCGCGGAGCAGCUGAUCAUGAUGUACACACAGAGGGGUUUGGCCGUGGAGCUGGACGGGACGGGAAGUGUUCUCAGCAGCUUGCACGACCCCGCGGGGUUAAAGGUGAAGGAGGUCGUCGAGGCGAUCGACAACGACGGGGCCGUCUACGUGGCAGCCCGUCAUCAGAAGGCGGUGGUGAGGGUCAUCAAGUCACACAACGAUCUCUCGGCCGUUUCGGCCGUCCAGGUGAGAGUGGCACGCGAAACGUAAUGUAAUGGUCAUCUGAAGUCAUUGUUUGAGCUGUCAACCAGGGCCGCGCAGAGGUCGAGUAAAUCGCUCGGGACCCUGACCGCAUGGAAGCUCCAAAUGCCGGAAUUUUUAUAUAUAUAUUUUUUUUUUAAACAUAUAAACAGCUAUUUUGAAAUUAAUGGAGGGACCAAAAUUUUGAUUCACUUGGAGCCCAAAAAUUCUCUAAAUGGCCCCCGCUCUCAACUAUAAUUAGAUCGUCCAAUGCCAAAAAUUUUCUAAAUGGCCCCCACUCUCAACUAUAAUUAGUUCGUCCAAUGCCAAUAAUUUUCUAAAUGGCCCCCGCUCUCAACUAUAAUUAGAUCGUCCAAUGCCAAUAAUUUUCUAAAUGGCCCACGCUCUCAACUAUAAUUAGAUCGUCCAAUGCCAAAAAUUUUCUAAAUGGCCCCCGCUCUCAACUAUAAUUAGAUCGUCCAAUGCCAAAAAUUUUCUAAAUGGCCCCCGCUCUCAACUAUAAUUAGAUCGUCCAAUGCCAAUAAUUUUCUAACGUCCAAUGCCAAUAAUUUUCUAAAUGGCCCACGCUCUCAACUAUAAUUAGAUCGUCCAAUGCCAAAAAUUUUCUAAAUGGCCCCCGUUCUCAACUAUAAUUAGAUCGUCCAAUGCCAAAAAUUGUCUAAAUGGCCCCCGCUCUCAACUAUAAUUAGAUCGUCCAAUGCCAAUAAUUGUCUAAAUGGCCACCGCUCUCAACUAUAAUUAGAUCGUCCAAUGCCAAAAAUUGUCUAAAUGGCCCCCGCUCUCAACUAUAAUUUGAUCGUCCAAUGCCAAUAAUUGUCUAAAUGGCCCCCACUCUCAACUAUAAUUAGAUCGUCCAAUGCCAAUAAUUUUCUAAAUGGCCCCCGCUCUCAACUAUAAUUAGAUCGUCCAAUGCCAAUAAUUUUCUUUGGAGUGAGAACUGUUAUAGAAGGCAGCCUGUUGUUAUUAUAAUAAAUACAGAUUUAGCUUGAAGUUUAUCUUUUUUAUGAAACAAACAGUAACUAAUUAGUACAUAAAGCGCUCUAUAAUUGUUUUUUCCUCCGCAGGUACUUAGAAGUCGGUGUAGAAUCGCCGAUGACCAAGUCAGCUCUUCCAAAGUGAAAAUGGAGCAGGAGAUACAAAAUCGGAAAUCUCCACCUGUCGGAGGUCAGGGACCGGUCAACUUCAUUGCAUACUCAUCUUCAGACCUAGCCCCUCAAAACUUUCCGAGCCAAUUUCAGCAAAACUCUGGAAUGCUGCCAACAAAUAGGCCUCCAACACAACAAGCUCACAAGCCCAGUUUGACCCCCGCCGCCCCUGCCAUUUCUAGAUUGGAAACAAUCAGGAUGGGCCUGUCCCAGCUUCACAAUACGCUGGCCAACGUCCCGAGAUUAUCCGGUUAUCGUCCACCCGGGCCUUCUGGUUUACCAACGAGCCAGCCUAGAGUGCUGACUUCGCAGCAGUAUCCAGGGAUCUACCGACAAAGGCUUCCGGUUCAAAUGAUGCCUGGGUAUGUGAACCAGGUUCAACAGUCACCAAACAGUCAAAACGCUGCCCCGAGCAUUCAGUCGGUUGACCCCUUCCUCCCGGCGGGUGUUUUGGCCAACAACUUCGUUCAGCCCCUGAAGCAGAUACCUCAGAGUGACACCUCCGUCCCGGGUCACGCCGUCAGGGCAGAGCACGGGUCACCCACGUCCCCGCUCGUCGUCCACCGGAUGGAGAAUGGUGAGCUCGUGACCCAUGUGCUCAUAGGCAACGAUUUUAAGAUUCCGGAUCAGAGGAGCACAACGACACGCCCACCGGUCCAGAAUAAUGUUGUUGUCAAUCAACAGAACAUCAGACCUGUUCUCCCUACUUUGCCGACAGCAGAAAAGAAUCCACACGUCCCACCCCCCAACCCGACUUCUCCCAAGGCACCUCCCACAUUCAACACGCCGCCUCCGAUCCAGGAUUUACCGGGGACCCUAGGCGGAUUUUUCGAUUUAAUUCACGGAUCCUCCCAUGUUAAAAAAGACGUGACUCCACCCCCAGAGCCCACCCCUGGCGCGCCCCUUCCUGAUCACGGAGCACUGAUUCAUGCUGGAUCUCCGUAUUUCCCAGGGGCGUCACACUCCGAAGCCCACAACAACACGCCCUCCGAUUUAGGUUUGGUGGAUGGGGUUGAAACAACGACCGGUGCUGCUCAGAAACGGCUCGAAGCCAACCCGCAAGACAUUUCAAGUAAGGCGGCCACAGAUGUGCAACAAAUGCAGAUGUUCCAUCCGUCAGAACGAGCUGAAGCCAUGAACCUGGCGCAAAAUAACGCGAAUCCUAAGGCAUCCGCGGCAUCGCCCGUACCCGGGAGGGCAUCAUUUCUUAAGCAGGGACUUCAGAUGCUGCAGCAAUAUUUUAAACACGCCAAGUCGACGCCACCACCCCUGCUGGUACCCGAAGAUGUGCCCACGCAGACGCCGAUGAAACCCGACGGGAUUCUGAAACCCCACGAGACGCCAGGCCAGGUUGACAAAAAUCAAAAUCUCCGCGAACCAAACGCGAUCACAACUUCUUCGCCCCUUGGCCUGGACAAGCAAAAAGACCAGGAGAUGAUCAACGGCAUGAUAAAGCGAGAUCAGAUGGCGUCCUUCUCGGGAGCGGCAACCAUACACCCCAAUCAGCCACUCAACGACGUUGCGGUUAGAGAAUCGCAGAACGAUCUUCAAGCAAAACAUUUCCAAAUCGCUGAAGGGCAACCAUUGUCGCUGCCACCACAGUCACCGCAGCCCCUACACGGAGAGUCAGUCCCAUCGCCGGACGAAGGCAGCUACAUUAAAAUUGUUCAGGGACCGGGGAAAUAUAUUCUAAUACCAUUAACUCAAAGUACGCUUAUGCAAGCUCUCGGUGGAGUGUCGCUUAAUAAUAUUCCAAACCGUCCGCCACAAGCUUUAAAUUCACCUACUGCGAACAACGCUUUCCGUCAAACCACACAGCCCAACUGGAUGGUGCCACAAAACCCAGAACAAUACCGGUCUCCAAACGGACCUACGCAACCAGUUCCCAAUGCCUGGGGAGCCAACACACCACCCCCUGGCGCCAACUUCCAGCAGAGUCAUCCACCAAAUAGCGCCCCUCCAAAUUUCCACCAAUUGACUAUUCCCACGUGGCAUUUGAACCAACAGCAAGUGGGAUCCUCGCAACCAGGGUCAACCACGGUGGUGCCCAUGCCGAGCUGGCAAAACGUGCCAACGUCGGGUUGGCCUUUAACUCAAACCAAUAACGCUCCAACUCAGCAAACAACAUACAACAUGCCACAACCGUUGCCAGGAAGCAACCGAGCUCCCCAAGCCUGGUCCGGGGCUCAGACUUCAGCUUCCAGCACAAUGACUACACCCCAGCAAAGUUGGCAAACAUCUCAACAAGGUCGGACUACCAAUGGACCCAGCCAAAACCCAAUUGCAGUUAGCUCGCCUCAAACCCGUCGGGAGAUUGACCCGACGACGCAAACAUCGUUCCACAGUAACACGCCCGCAAAUGCAUCUGAGGAUAACUCUGGGAGCUCUCAGAUUUCUAAAUCGAGCGAUCCCACUAAGUACCAAUGGCAGACAAAUAACACACCACCCCAAAAUUGGCCCACAAUUAAUCCAUCCACACAGGGAUGGCCCACAAAUAACCCACAAACCCAAGCAUGGCCCACAAAUGGCCCACCAACACAGGCAUGGCCCAUAAAUGGCCCACCAACACAGGCAUGGCCCAUAAAUGGCCAAACAGCUAAUUCAUGGCCAACAAAUAACCCACAAAGCCAAUCGUGGCCAACAAAUAGCCAACCAGCACAGUCAUGGUCUACAAAUAAUCCAAUACAAUCAUGGCCUACAAAUAGCCCACAGACACAGUCAUGGCCUACUAAUAGCCCAACAACACAAUCAUGGCCCACAAACAGCCCACCAACACAAUCAUGGCCCACAAAUAGCCCACAGACACCGUCAUGGCCUACUAAUAGCCCAACAGCUCAACCAUGGCCUAGCAAUAGCCCACAGACACAGUCAUGGCCUAAUAAUAGCCCACCAACUCAAUCAUGGCCCAGCAAUAGCCCAUCGACACAAUCAUGGCCCACUAAUAGCCCACAGACACAGUCAUGGCCUACUAAUAGCCCAACAACACAAUCAUGGCCCACAAAUAGCCUACAGACACAGUCAUGGCCUACUAAUAGCCCAACAACUCAAUCGUGGCCCAGCAAUAGCCCAUCAACACAAUCAUGGACAACAAACAGCCAACAGACACAACUGUGGCCUACAAAUAACCCAACAACACAACAAUGGCCCACAAACGGCCCAUCAACGCAAUCAUGGCCCACGAAUAGCCCACAGACACAGUCAUGGCCUACUAAUAACCCAACAAUACAAUCAUGGCCCACAAAUAGCCCGACAACACAACAAUGGCCUACAAAUAACCCUUCGACACAAUCAUGGCCCGCAAAUAGUACACCAAACCAGUCAUUCCCAUUUCAGCAAUCAUGGUCCACCAGUAAUUCCCCUACCGAAACAUGGCCGAAAACAAUCACACAAACAUCAACUACCCUGGGUUACAACCAGCCCGGCCAAUCUUCACCACCACAAACCACCCAACAUGUGGCUCCCAAUUCCACGUCAAUCCAGCAAUUUCCAACAACAUCCAGUCAGCUUCCCACCGCGCAUGAACAAAACAACGGAAGCUACGUGCCAACGACGGUCCAAGCAAAUGACGCAACGUCCGGGAAGACUUCGCAACAGAUGGAUCAGACGUACGUUACACAAUGGCAGGCUUCACCCGUGAACUGACUCCUGUCGGACACCUUUUCUCGCAAAUUUUGACUUUGAACAAACUUGUACAGGAUAAAACAAUGACUGAGGUUAACCUGAGUUGGGCGUCUACAAGAAUUAUGAUGAUCUGCCAAGAAUGUGGGAAUUCAAAUGACUCUCGGGCGACUUCGAAUAAGAGAUGAUAAGUUCAGCUUUAGAGACUUGAUGGGGAAGGAAAUGCCAUUAACAGUUAAUCAGCGUGAACAUAAUUCUAAAGAAAAAAAAAAAAUUUUUUUUUAAACAUGCUAAACAAACCAAGUAAAUUUAAAUUCAGUGCAGAUCUAUGAAGCAUAAUUGGAAACAGUUUUCUGAUGUGAUCUGGCGCUAGGUUUAUCAGAUAUAUCUGCCCUGAGCGAUCGCAUAGGAGAUAUCUGCUGCCAGCCAGAAGCCAUGCAGAUAUGUACCAGCGGAAGCCAGAUAUCUGCCUGGCAGCAAAGACUUAAUAUCUGGCUGUCCGACGGCUGUUAAAUCUAUUUUACAUUCAGGGAAUACGUUCAGCUUUUAAUUUUCAAUUUUUUGUUUAUUUUAUUAUUUUAAACAAUAGUUUUAUACUCUCACCUGUCAACAUCUGUUUAAUAAAUACAAGACAUUUUUAUUACUAAUUUCUGUUGUGAUUUAAUUUUAAUUUUGUAUAUCUAUACUAGCGCACAUCUGACCGACAGUGGCAAACCUAUGGAGGAGCGACAAAAUAUAUAUUUUAA
Lymnaea stagnalis (great pond snail) is the source of this 13041-nucleotide messenger RNA. The record is from the annotation of a GenBank genome assembly. NCBI's taxonomy places the organism in Eukaryota, Metazoa, Mollusca, Gastropoda, Lymnaeidae.